AUGGGUAAUUCACAGACGAAAGAGAGCCGACCGUCUGCGAAUCGCCGAAGCCAUCAAUGGGGCUCUUCAGGGGGCCACGGAAGGUCGCCGUACGGUGAACGGCAUCAUGGUGAAGGUUCAAGAUCAACACGGGGUAGUAGGCCUGAUCUCUCCAUCCUCGGAAUCGGCGGAAGCUCGGAUCGGGAUGUAACAACUCUUGAGCAUCGGCGGGAGACAAGACAAGAACGAGAGGCUCGUCGACUGGAAAAAGAACGAGCGGCUCGCGUUAAGGAACGGGAACGUAGUAUGAAGGAGGAGCACGUGGAUGGGGGUUAUUUGGUGACGCAAGGUGUCUAUACGGGCACGGAGGACUUUAAUAAAGCCGUUGUCCGGCAACUUAUGGUCGAACGAAGGAUUGCACCUUUUUGGCGAGGGAUUAAUGACUUCUCAAAUUCCUGGACUGAGCAUCAGCUCAUGGCGGCGGCGCGCGGCCUUCCCAUACCUCCCCCUGAUGAAAUCCCUCCGCAGUUGGAAUACAAAGACCCUAAUAAGCCUACAAGUGAUGCGAAAGACUCGACAGAAAUGCAUGGAAUCCAGCAUUUAACUGUUCCGAUUACAUCGAGGUCACAGUCCUAUGGCUCCGAUGGGUCACAUUCGUCUAACCCAACCCAUUCCUUACCCUCCACGUCUCCAAUCACCUGCACCACAAGCACACCAUUAUUCCGAACCCGCGCAAAGACACUUGCCUCACUCAGUACCUCGAAACACGGGGCUCAGACUGAUCUAGCUCCCCGAGAGAUGCAGCUUCCUCAGGACCCAUUUGUCAACGGUCUGCUCAUAGAGGCGUAUCUCUAUAAAGAUGCAAGCGAAUGCCCUAUCUGCUUCUUAUACUACCCUCCUUACUUGAACCGUACGAGGUGCUGCGAUCAGCCCAUCUGUUCUGAAUGUUUUGUUCAAAUUAAGCGCCCCGACCCUCAUCCUCCAGAGCACGGGGAGACUGACCAAAGUGCCCCAGCCGGGCAUUCCGAGAACGACCGUUCCGAUAAUCCAGAUUGCCAGCUCGUCUCAGAACCUGCAGCAUGCCCUUUUUGUGUGCAACCGGAAUUUGGCGUGACUUAUGCACCCCCGCCCUUCCGCCGAGGACUAACAUAUGCUCCUGACCCAAGCGCACGGCCUGACUUCACCUCUCCGUUAUCUUCCACCUCUUCACUCUCUUCUGGAAAUCCUACUACCGCCGUGGGUCGUCGGCGCGCUACUUCGUUGUCUGCCAAUGACCCUGCUGUUAUCACAACUGACAGGGUCCGCCCUGAUUGGGCUCAGAAGUUGACAAAUGCGAGAGCUCAUGCUGCACGAAGAUCCGCGGCUGCAACUGCUCUCCACACUGCUGCGUAUCUGAUGAAUUCCAACCCGGCAGGAAACGAGUCGCGGAAUUUCGGCCUCGGACGACGGGGUGUCAUGCGGAGAGCACCGGAAGGGCAAAGUACUACGAGCCGCACGGGGUCUCCCGCAUUACAGGCGUUUGCUUUUCUUACAGAUCGACGCGGUGCUGGAAACGAAACGGAUUCUACGGAGGAUAAUGCGGGCGCCUUAGCACCGCCACGAAACAGCUCCCGACGGAACCGCAUUGAUGAUUUGGAAGAAAUGAUGAUGAUGGAAGCGAUUCGAUUGAGCCUGGCCAGUGAAGAUGAGCGCCGCAAGAAGGAGGAGAAGGAAAUACGGAAAGAGGCCAAGAGACGCGAAAAGGAGGCCAAGAAAGCGGAGAAGGCCGCCCGAAAGACCGGACUGUACAGCAACAAUGCAAGCAGUUCCGCUCUGGAUGUGCCUACGGGACUAGGAAGGGUUAUUAGCAGCUCCUCCUCUGUCGCCGCCGAAGAAGCGGCGGCCACUGGCAAGGGUAAAGAGGUGGACCGCCAUUGCCCUGGUGAGCCGGUUGGCGGCGUUGCUGCCUCAGAUAUCUCAACUCCGGUACAAGCUCCUCCCGCAAAUAGGGAAAGUCAACCUCCGUUGUUGCCGCUUCUCCCGGCCAUCUCAUCUUUGACCAGGGAGAUUCCCAGGCCGUCCCACCUACGUAACGUGUCCAGUGCGUCCUCGUUCUCUUCCCUCGUUGAGUCGAUAUCGGAAGAUCAUCCCGGGGCCAGCGAUGCGAGCAGUCCAUCCCCCGAGCCGCUCUUCAAUUUCCGAAGCUUGGCAGCGGUUAUUGGGGAUGAGGAGAAGAGGGAAGAAUCCAUCGAGCAUGUGGAAAAUGCGUCGCCCAAGCCACCAGCAGAAUGUUCGGGCUCGCGCUCUCCUGCUACGGCAACAUCCAAAUCCGACGAGCCUUUUGUGUCUGGAUCCGCAGCGGGCGUGGGGUCGGAGACUACACCGGACAAGAAUCGGGAGAAUCUGAUGGCUAAAGAGCUGGAUAUGCAAUCGGUCGAGAUUAUGGAUGCUAAUGAGAACGCGAGCGCCACGUCCUGA
Messenger RNA from Aspergillus tanneri, 2436 nucleotides. RefSeq names its product Sip5p (gene sip5). Gene Ontology annotation, cellular component: cytoplasm. Bases 1 to 2436 code for a protein of 811 amino acids. The transcript has 2 exons. NCBI's taxonomy places the organism in Eukaryota, Fungi, Ascomycota, Eurotiomycetes, Eurotiales, Aspergillaceae. The record is from RefSeq and is a predicted model, not a curated record.